Sus scrofa (pig) is the source of this 4625-nucleotide messenger RNA. It is a transcript of the gene TIMP3, whose product is annotated as TIMP metallopeptidase inhibitor 3. NCBI's taxonomy places the organism in Eukaryota, Metazoa, Chordata, Mammalia, Artiodactyla, Suidae. The record is from RefSeq and is a predicted model, not a curated record. Gene Ontology annotation, biological process: negative regulation of endopeptidase activity; negative regulation of membrane protein ectodomain proteolysis; response to hormone. Gene Ontology annotation, molecular function: protease binding; metalloendopeptidase inhibitor activity. Gene Ontology annotation, cellular component: extracellular matrix.
CGCCGGGCUGCGGCGCAGAGCGGGCAGCAGGCGGGCGCUGGGACAGCUUCUUCUCCUCCUGCUCCUCGGGCUUCUCCAGCUCUUGCUACAGCUCCCGCUUCUUCGCCCAGAGUGACUGCCCACUCGCCGAAUCGUGUGCCAGCGCCGAGGCAACCUCGCCUCACCCCAGCCCGUCCCGCUGGGCACUCGGAGGGCGGCGUACCCGAAGCCAAAGUUGCUCCACACGGCCGGGCGGGCGAGCUCAGGCUGCAGCGACCCCGCCAGCGGCGUGUACCGCAACUUUGGAGAGGCGAAAGCAGCCCGGCAGCGGCAGCGGCAAUGACUCCCUGGCUCGGGCUUGUCGUGCUCCUGGGCAGCUGGAGUCUGGGGGACUGGGGCGCCGAGGCGUGCACAUGCUCGCCCAGUCACCCCCAGGACGCCUUCUGCAACUCUGACAUCGUGAUCCGGGCCAAGGUGGUGGGGAAGAAGCUGGUGAAGGAGGGGCCCUUUGGCACACUGGUCUACACCAUCAAGCAGAUGAAGAUGUACCGAGGCUUCACCAAGAUGCCCCAUGUGCAGUAUAUCCACACAGAAGCUUCUGAAAGUCUCUGUGGCCUUAAGCUAGAAGUCAACAAGUACCAGUACCUGCUGACAGGCCGUGUCUAUGAUGGCAAGAUGUACACAGGAUUGUGCAACUUUGUGGAGAGAUGGGACCAGCUCACCCUCUCCCAGCGCAAGGGGCUGAACUAUCGAUAUCAUCUGGGUUGUAACUGCAAGAUUAAAUCCUGCUACUACCUGCCUUGCUUUGUGACCUCCAAGAAUGAGUGUCUCUGGACAGACAUGCUCUCCAAUUUCGGCUACCCGGGCUACCAGUCCAAACACUAUGCCUGCAUCCGGCAGAAGGGUGGCUAUUGCAGCUGGUACCGAGGAUGGGCCCCCCCGGACAAAAGCAUCAUCAAUGCCACAGACCCCUGAGCGCCAGACCCUGCCCCACCUCACUUCCCUCCCUUCCCACUGAGCUUCCCUUGGACACUAACUCUUCCCAGAUGAUGACAAUGAAAUUAGUGCCUGUUUUCUCGCAAAUUUAGCACUUCGAACACUUAAAGGAAAAUCUGUGCUGUCAUAUGGAGUUUAUUUGGAACCAUCCUCCUGCCCCCCCCUUCCCCUUCUUUUUGGUUUUGACAUCACCUGUUUCUACCUGGGAAUUUUUGGUGCCAUGCCAGAAAGAAUGAGGAAUGUAUACUCCUCUUCUUCGUGAUAAUAUAAUCUAUAUUUUUUUAGGAAAACGAAAAUUGAAAAACUGUCCCAUUUGGGCAUUGUAAUACUACUCCUCUUUCUUCUUCCCCAACUCACCAUCUCCCAGGCCCUCCUCCCUUUGCCCUUCUCUUCCCUCUUCCCCAGUACAUAAAGGACACAGACAAGGAAGCUGCUGAAAAGCCAACUAUUUCGAAUCAGUCAAGGGCAGCAAGCAGAUAGACUCAAGGUACGCAGAAGAUCUUAUACACCAAGGAGAUGCUACCGCAGGUCCCAGCCAGACUUUGGCUAUCUGUGUCUGCAUGGGAGAGUGAGGGAGGGAAGGAAGGACCUGCAAGAGGGUCUGGAUGACGCAGCACACACACAGUUCCCCCAGCCCAGGGAUGCUUGGGUUGACCAGAUGUUUCUGAGGCUGGAGCAAGCAGCCAGGCCAGAGUAACCGAACUUUCUCAGUUGGUGAAGAUCUAAACAUCUGCCUGAGGUCAGGAGGCAAUUUGCCUGCCUUGUACAAAAGCUCAGGUGAAAGACUGAGAUGAAUGUCUUUCCUCUCCCUGCCUCCCACAAGAUUUCCUCCUGGAAAACUCUGGGAGACUUGGCCAGGAGCUUGCCUUUAUGUAAAUUGGAGAAAUAUACACACCGUACACUAUCCACAGAUAUAGCCAAGUAGAUUUGGGUAGAGAAUACUAUUUCCAAAGUAGCGUUUAGCUCACCUAGGGGGGACGUGUUUGCAUACACAUUUGCAUAUACCCAUGUGGGGACAUAAGCUAAUUUUUUUACAGGACACAGAAUUCUGUUCAAUGCUGUUAAAUAUGCCAAUAGUUUAGUCUCUUCUAUUUUGUUGUCAUUGCUUGUUUGAAGAAAAUCAUGACAUUCCAAGUUGACUUUUUUCAUUUUAAUUAAAAUUUGAAAUACUGAGCACCCUCAGCAUCCCUCUAAUUGGGGUCAUCUGACCUCUAUCCCUCUUCUGCUUCAUGUUGGGGCCUUCAUUUAACUGCCUUACUGGCUUGGCUCAGAUGGGAGAUGAGAGUUAGUAUGGGUCAGGGGUCUGGGCGCAAGAAGAAAAGCUGCAAUGUCCUGUCUUAGAUGGCCACCUUUCCUAGGUUUGGGGACAACUUGCUUCCUUCCUCCAGCUUAUUGGUGAGUGAAUGCCACCAUCUGAGGUCCUCGCCUCCUAGAAUUAAAAUUGGUGGUCACUGAGAAAGCCUGACUCUGCAAUCCACUAUAGGGUUUUUGCUGUGUUUUUGAAAUAAAACUAUAAUAUAAAUUCUCUGAUUAAAUAAAAUUACUUUAAGUUUUAGUGUUGAAAGUGAGAUGCCAAGAGUAAGUGAUAAUGUAUAUUUUACAGAAUUGGAGAUGGUAGGAUGGUUAACAUUUAACAUGAUUGCUUUGUCUCUCUUUUCAAAUUAUGGGUAUUUAUCCUCUAUUAGUAUUUGCAUCUUCAGUUCAUUCCACUUUAGGAAACAGAGCUGUCAAUUGAAACAAGAGGAAAAAAAAGCAAACAACACAUUGUACUGUCUUGCACACACACACAAAUGCCCAGGCAAAGUGUUGGCAGAACUCCAGAGUGGGAAGGCAGUAGAGGCAUCUGGUUUCCUUAGGAUCAAUUUCAUUACCUAGUACCUUUCAUCAUGUGGUUGUGACAUGUGGCAUACAGGAAAUGAGAUGCUUUGUCCUCUCAGUGGGGCAGUGUAAGCAGAAGGAGCUGAGGUGAUCAGGCCAGUGCUUUUUAAGGGGUGAGCCCCAGAUCUGGUGUUUUAAGAUUUUCUUUAUUUGAACCUCAGAGUCCUACAAGGUAGAAUCCCUGACCCAACCUGCACAAAUGCCCCCUCCCCCCGACAACUGGACAUCAGUGUGACCUCCAUGAGGCAUCUGGUUAUUCUUGGUUGCUGGUGGGGUCAACUCCACUCACACAAGGAGGGGCUUGGGGUGAGGCCUGAGUAUGAAUCAUCUGAAGUUUCCUUGCUGAAAAGUUGGUGGAACCAUAGCCCCAUCUGCCAGGCCCUGGCAAGGAGAACAGCAGGUCCUGGGCCUAAAGAAGGGUCCUUUGCAAAGUGAUGUUGUCAGAGGGCGGUUUUUGAGCUUUCUAUAAGCUAUAGCUUUGUUUAUUUCACCUGUUCACUUACUGUAUAAUUUAAAGUCAUUUAUGUAGCUGAGACACUUCUGUAUUUCAUUCAUAUCGUGAACGUUUUAUUUUGCUAAAUCUUAUGUCAUGUGUAGGCUGUAAUAUGUGUACAUUGUGUUUAAGAGAAAAAAAAAUGAAACCCACAUGCCGCCAUUUUCCUGAAUCAAAUUCUACAAUGGAAUGGAGGGUAAAUACUUCUACUGUGCAGGCAGCCAGACUGGCAAAUUGGAGAAACUAGAAGGAACUAGCCCCUGAGACUCCUCCAGCCUCCUUCCUAUUGGCAUCCUUGUGUUUUCUGGAGUAGGAAGGAGGAGGGAAACAAGAGCAAGUACAUUCACAUCCUUGCUCUGCAUCAACUGGCCCUGGGCAGUCUGCUGGGCAUUCCCAUCCUUUUUCCCCCAUCUGUUUGCCCACCCCACUGGGAAGCCAUGAUUUCUCCUAACAGUCCAGGGCCAUGGGAGCUGUUAUUCCAAGAGCCCUUGGCCUCCUCUGGCCAUCUCGUCUGCCUCCCGAUCCAGGAAGCACCACACCCAUGCUCUCACUACUCAGGCCAGUGCUCCAUUUGGCCAGGGUGGAUAAGAAUUCUGUGCUUUAUUCUGACCCAGCCCCAGCCCCAACAUCACAAUGGUCAAGGUACAGCCCAUGAGCACCAUCUUUCAUACCAUGGUUCUUGAGCAGUUAAAAAACAAAUGACUUGCUGGAACAGCUGUCUCAGAGACACUGUGGUCCCUAGGAGACAAGACUCUCCCUGAUCCUGCCUUUUGUCAUGUGUUUGCCAAUCAACAAUACGGAUUACCCCAAAAUGACGCCCAAGUAUUUGGCUCCUGGCUGCUAAAGUAAAAAUAUCACUGAAAUAAUUUUACACAGGAAAAACACUUAAAAAUCUGAUGGCAAAAGCAAAAAAAAUAGGGGCAGUGCUGGGGGAUGGAUACUAAUAACUUCCAAAUUGGCUCUUGCUUGGGAAGCAUGAGGAGGACUCAUCCUCCAAGGGGCGAGGCUUCGUAAAUCCCCUUAUGUCCCCACCUUCCUCCUCAGCCAGUCUGCUGUCCUGAGACCCAGAAGUGAAGGAGAGAAACCAACCAGAGAAAACCCUGUCUGGAAGGAAUGUAUUUGUUGCUAAAUUUUGUAGCACUGUUUACAGUUUUCCUCCAUGUUAUUUAUGAAUUUUAUAUUCCGUGAAUGUAUAUUGUCUUGUAAUGUUGCAUAAUGUUCACUUUUUAUAGUGUGUCCUUUAUUCUAAACAGUAAAGUGGUUUUAUUUCUAUCACAUA